Protopolystoma xenopodis is the source of this 282-nucleotide messenger RNA. Lineage: Eukaryota; Metazoa; Platyhelminthes; Monogenea; Polystomatidea; Polystomatidae. The record is from the annotation of a GenBank genome assembly.
AUGGUGGAGACGAUCUGUGCCGACACGUACGUGGAUGUGAAAUGCGACAACCAGGCGGUGGUGAUGCUCCGCGGCCUGCUGCUGCGACAGCCCGAUUCGGCGGUGUCCAAGACCGGUUCUGCGGGAGGGCAGAUUUCCGCUUGUCCCGCCAUUGAAGCGGAUCCUGCCGGUAUGUCUAGCGACUGGUUGUCUGAUUGUACUCUCGGUAGGGCUCAAAAACGCCUGCCCCCCGCAGGAGGCGUGAGCACUGUCUGCGAAGCAACCGAGGAAGUAGGAGGUUAA